UUGCAUAUAAGAUUUUUAUAAAUAAUUGUCAAUAUAUCAAGGAAAUGUGUGUUAUCUCUGUAUUAUUUUCAAAAAUAUGAGUGCUAAGCCGUUUAAAAAUAGUAAGGGUGUAAAUAAACCGUUUCGUUCUCCAUUUAGUACCCCUCGAAAGAACAGUACAGAAAAUAAUGUAAAUAAUACAGCAUUAGCUAGCCAUGGAACACCAUUAAGAGUUUCUAUAUCAAAGAGAUUGCUUUUUCAAACACCUCCUACAAAAAAACUUCGUUUAAGCGAAGAAAAGUGUGAAAACCAAACGGAUGUUGAACAACAUACAGAAUUAUGUCAGGAUCAUUUAGAAUCAUUGAAAAAGCAAAUACAAGGAAAACAAGAGUUAAUUAACAAAUUAAAAACAAUAUUGCUGUACAAGAAAAAGAACAAAGCUGAAGAUUUAGAAACUGCCAUUAAAAAAUGGAUAGAUGCUUGCCAAAAUGCCCUUAAAGAUUAUCAAAAUGAUUUGCAAGAAAGGAAUGGGCAGUCUGUGAGCAUGGCUGAAAUUUUAUCCACAUUUGGUAUAAAACCAGAUACAGUAAAUUUUCUCAUUACAGAUGAUACAUUCCAUUAA
Colletes gigas is the source of this 601-nucleotide messenger RNA. RefSeq names its product swi5-dependent recombination DNA repair protein 1 homolog. Gene Ontology annotation, cellular component: Swi5-Sfr1 complex. The coding region runs from base 77 to 601 and encodes 174 amino acids. NCBI's taxonomy places the organism in Eukaryota, Metazoa, Arthropoda, Insecta, Hymenoptera, Colletidae. Gene Ontology annotation, biological process: positive regulation of DNA-templated transcription; double-strand break repair via homologous recombination. The transcript has 3 exons. The record is from RefSeq and is a predicted model, not a curated record.